ACUCAUUAUACCAGCAAAUAUUUUAGCUUCAAUAGGCCAAAUACCUUCAACACCUUCUCGAUCUAAAACACCAACUUCAUCAACAACUCCUCAACUUAAUAUACUAAAAAAAUUCAUAACUUUGUCAACAACUCAACUAUGA
Molecule: messenger RNA, 142 nt
Organism: Funneliformis caledonium
Lineage: Eukaryota; Fungi; Glomeromycota; Glomeromycetes; Glomerales; Glomeraceae
Source: the annotation of a GenBank genome assembly